GGUCAACUCAGGGGCAAGCUCAUUUCAUCAAGCUGCGGGAACUUCAACACAGCCCAAGUCAAUCACUGUAAUUCUGCAUCUUGCUCACUAUGCCUGAAGCACCCAAAAAGCGUGGGCGACCUCGAAAGUACGAUACGCCAGAGGAGAAAGCAAGGCAAGAUGUCAUUGCUAAACGCGCCCGACGACGGCUUCGGAACUCCUCGGUGCACGGAGAUAUCCGAUUUCAAGUCUAUGUCCCCCAACCGAUAGAAGCUUUGCCACCUUCAUCCUCGCCGCAAGGUCGCCCAGAGUCAACAAGCUGCCUUGAUGUCCUCGCAAAUACCGCUAGCCGGUCAGAUCGAACUGAGACGCCACUCCCACCAGCCUUGAACCACAUUACAAGCGACACCAUUGUGGCCAGAAAUGGAUUGCGUUCACAAUCAACGGAAGGGGCUGUGUUGGCACCGUCGUGUCUGCAGCAUCUACGCAAUGCGGCAGAGCCACGCAGAACAAUUGAUACAGGCUCAAAUUCGCCUCGCCCGUUAGGAGAGGCGGUGUUGAGCUCGUGCGUGAUGGGAUGAUGCGCAGGCGUAAUCUGGUGAGGGGAGUACAUCCUAGGCCGUGCCAUCGACUUUAGCCCAGCAAUUGAUACGGCGGCUAUGGCUGGGGUGGCUACUGGUAGCAAGCAGUGUGUGACAUGGUGGUCCCCCUAAAGCCCCUAAAGCUGUAGGGGAUAUAGCAGCUAACCUACUGUGGCUGGGUUCUGCACCUUGUACCUCAGGUAGCCGACAAGGAUUGAGGGAUGUGGCGCAUUUAGCGUUGGACAAGACUUUUGAAAAGGCC
Ilyonectria robusta is the source of this 822-nucleotide messenger RNA. RefSeq lists its product as uncharacterized. Bases 90 to 560 code for a protein of 156 amino acids. The record is from RefSeq and is a predicted model, not a curated record. The transcript has 2 exons. NCBI's taxonomy places the organism in Eukaryota, Fungi, Ascomycota, Sordariomycetes, Hypocreales, Nectriaceae.